This is a messenger RNA of Cercospora beticola, 1095 nucleotides long. RefSeq lists its product as uncharacterized. The record is from RefSeq and is a predicted model, not a curated record. NCBI's taxonomy places the organism in Eukaryota, Fungi, Ascomycota, Dothideomycetes, Mycosphaerellales, Mycosphaerellaceae.
AUGGCGGCAUACACCGGAUCUAAGCCAUUGGGAUGGGACUCAUGGAAGGAUGUGAAGUCUGAUAGCUAUAAGUUGGUCGGCAUGCGUUCGCCUGAGAGACCCGGCAUGAGCGAUUGCGCCGCCAUCCUACAGCUUGAAUCCCCAGCUGCUGCUCCAUCAGCCCAUAAGCUACCUGACGCUGGCCUGGCUUACAAAACGUUGCGCGACAAGUGGAUGCACGAGGAGCCGGAGAUCAAGGCUUUCCUUGCCCUGCGCAUGCAAGGCAAUCGCAGCGGCAAUCGACUCACUAGUGCCAGACGCAUCGUGGAGAACUUGACCAACUCUGAAAGAGAGUUCCAGGAUGGUCAAGUACUGGGAAUGCUCAGGCAUAAAGUGGCAAGCUCCGUUGUCGAUUCACUGGCUACGUGGAAGAUUUUGCAGUUGUGUCCAGGAGACGGCGAAGAGCCAGAACGCCGCAGCGAGCCACGUAUCUACCCGGUGUACAACACAAACGAGAAACAGAUCCUCGCGGCUCGAGACAUCCUGUCUAACAUCGCGAUGGAGACUAGAGAGGGUCGUACUAUGGCAAUGAUGCCUCCGAAGAAGGCAGCUGACAGAAAGAAGUGGACAAAAGAACAUGCCGGCUACAAGCUCAGAGAGCACGUGCAAGCUUGGUUGACCAAGGAAGGAUACGAUGUGAAGAACUGGAUGGUUUUGGAGGAUAUUGUUACUACGCCAGAGCAAGAUUCUGAGGGCCGUCCCCUGAUCAAGCUCAACAUCGCGUCCACUGCUUGGACCUGGAAGGUCAGCGCGGGUAGCUUCGAUCAUACCUUUGCUGGAAUCAGCAAAAAGGUCAAUGAGCUCUACAGCGAGCAACACAUCGGAACGCCGGAAUUUUCAGUAACGAAGGUUGAGUUAUAUAAGCCUGGCGAACUCACUUUUCCGAGCCUUGCUGAAGAAGAACUGGAGAAGACUAUUGCAAAGCAUGACGACGGCUCACUGCUGACUCUUCGGCUUAUCACGACACUGCCACAGGCAACAAGCAGCGACUUUGACGCCAAGAAGUGCCGUGAUGGCAACGAGGAUCCGGUCAACAAGUGGUUGCGCCUCUUGUGA